Dentiscutata erythropus is the source of this 1665-nucleotide messenger RNA. The record is from the annotation of a GenBank genome assembly. Lineage: Eukaryota; Fungi; Glomeromycota; Glomeromycetes; Diversisporales; Gigasporaceae.
AUGUCUUCAAUGAUUAAUUGCUUUUGGUCUCUCUUAUCAUUAAAAGACCUAAGUUUCGUUUAUGUUUCUCCUUGGUUAUCCAAAGCUCUUGGUCCUGAUCAUGACUUAUUAUUGGGUGCCUCGGUUUUUGACUAUUUUCAUCCUCAAGAUCGUGAGUUGGCGCGUCGCGACUUAUCAGAAUGUCGAUAUAAUAAUGUUCCAGCAAUAAGAAAGAGAUUACAAUCUCAAACUACUACUUCUUCAAAUAAAGGAUUCCCUCCUUCAAAAUUAUCGACAUAUCAAGAUGAUGAUAAUGAUUAUAUAAUAAUGCAUUUAGGAAUGAAUGUUGUUAGUCAAGAUAUCGUUCUUGCUUGCUUUCAUCCUGAUGAUGGUAAUUAUCAUUUUUCUAAAAAAGAUUUAAAUAAAUUGUCCUCACUUUUACGUAAACAUUCAACAGCUGGCUUUUCAAAAGUACAAACCCCUCCUGCAACUCCAUUUCCUGAAAAUAAAUCUUUCUUCGGUGGUAGUAAUUCUUCUCCAAAUCGUAUUUUUCAAAUAUUAGAUAGGAAUUCAAGGAGUUUAAUUUUUUCUUGGCCUGAUCCAAGUUUUGUUCCUGGUUUUGAUCUAUCUUAUGAUAAGGAUGAAUUUUCUAGAUUAUUACAAAAUUCUUCUAUAAAUCCUAAUAACUUUAUUAAUGGAAAAGAUAGGAUUGAUGUUCAUUCUCCAAAUUGUUUGAGAUUAAUUUCUAACAAACAUACAAUAAUCUCUUCGGGAAAAUCUCAACAAGUUGAAAGUGUUAUGAUCCCUUAUGGUAUCAUCAUUUUCGCUUGUUUUCAAGUUUCACCUUCAACUUCAACUAUUUCUUUCUCUUCUCCUCCUUUCAAACCUCAAAAAUCCCUAUCUGCUCCUUGUUCUCCACCUACCAUAAAUGGUAACUCUAAAAGACCUAGAUCUCCUAAUUCUUCCCCUGGUUCUUUAUCUCCAACUUAUUAUUCUGAUUCUGGUAGUAAUAAGUCUUGUUCUUAUAAUUCGGGUCAUCCUUAUCCUUAUCGUCAAGAAAUUUCGGAAUUUGUUUCUUCAAAACGAAUUCGUCCAAAUAAUAUCUCUCCUAUACCUCGUCCUUUAAUUAAUCUCACUUCUCCUCAUAAUUCUCCUCCUGUUUAUCAAAAUCAAUAUCCAUUCCCAUCAAUGUCUCAUUCACAAAAUGAUCAAAAAUUACCAACUAUAUCACAUCAACAAAUAUAUUUUACUCAACAUAAUCAACAAUAUAAUCAACAAUAUAAUCAACAACUAAGUCAACAACAUCCACAUAUUCCUGUUCCAAAUCAAACUGCAAGUUUCACUCAAUUUACUCCAUCACAACGUAGAAACAAUACGACUAUUAACGGUACAAAAAAAUGUGAAAGUUGUCAUACGAGUUCUAGUCCAGAAUGGAGACGUGGUCCAACCGCUCGUGAGAUUCGUAAACGAGAGCAAGCUCAACGUGAACAAGAACAACGUAUUAGAGAACAACGUGAAGGUGAAGAACGUGCUCGUGAAAGAGCCGCAGCUAUAAUGAUGCAACAUGUUAUUGAACCACAUUAUAAUCAAUAUAGACCAAAUACUAAUAUAACAAAUUCAACCGCAGAGCCACCUUCCACCAAUGGGCUUCCCUCCAAGGUAAUUAAUAUUCCCGUUACCUGUUGA